This is a messenger RNA of Vicia villosa (hairy vetch), 477 nucleotides long. RefSeq lists its product as uncharacterized. The transcript has a single exon. Lineage: Eukaryota; Viridiplantae; Streptophyta; Magnoliopsida; Fabales; Fabaceae. Bases 1 to 477 code for a protein of 158 amino acids. The record is from RefSeq and is a predicted model, not a curated record.
AUGCAAAAUGUUAAUUUUCAUAGACGUGGUCAUUUCGCAAGAGAUUGUAAUGCGAAACUAAUGGAAUAUCAAAGUGAUGAAGCUAAGAUUGCUCGACAUGAAGUGGAUGAGGAUAACACGUUUCUGGUGAUGAUCACAGAGGAGAAUUAUGGCAGUAAUCAACUGCUGGACAGCAGCUGUAGCAGUUCAAAAAAUGCUGCAAAAACGCGUUCAGAGCAAAACGUUAUGGUAACCGUUCGAGAUGGAGUCCAAGAUAGUGAUGAGUGGUACUUGGAUUCUGGUUGUUCAACACAUAUGACAGGUAGAAAGGAUUUGUUUGUCAAAAUCAAUCAAGCCACGAAGAAUAAGGUGAAAUUCACGGACGAUACCACUUUAGCGGCUGACGGGGUCAGUGAUGUUUUUAUCAUGAAAAGGGAUAGUGGGCCUUCCUUGAUCACAUAUGUGCUUUAUAUUCCUGAAUUAAAUGUAAUAUCUUGA